Messenger RNA from Perkinsus marinus ATCC 50983, 2844 nucleotides. Its product is annotated as Neutral alpha-glucosidase AB precursor, putative. Gene Ontology annotation, molecular function: alpha-glucosidase activity. The record is from RefSeq and is a predicted model, not a curated record. Bases 1 to 2844 code for a protein of 947 amino acids. NCBI's taxonomy places the organism in Eukaryota, Perkinsozoa, Perkinsida, Perkinsidae. Gene Ontology annotation, biological process: N-glycan processing; carbohydrate metabolic process. The transcript has 27 exons.
AUGGCUUCUGCAACAGGUUUCGAGACUGGGCCCACCUCCCUAUUGAUAACAGAAGAAUAUACUACGUACGGGGGGUCAGCUGCAUGCAUCCAUGUUCAACGAAGAGAUGAAGUGUCGGGAAAAUCACUGUCCACUCAGAUUCCAGACGGUGAACUGCAAGCCGCUCGCACAGGAGUGUACAGAGUGCCUGUGCGGAGCGCCAAGAUCGAGAAGCUUGAUGAGCCCAUUCUUGCGGCGGAGCUACACUUUUACUCCGACAACACUGUCCGUUUCAUCGUGGACGAAAACCAGAAGCUGGUGGGAAAUGGGAGGAAAAGGUAUCGGAUCCCUAGUGGGGAUGUUAUCCAGGAUUCUGAGCUACAACCACAUGGCAGCGUGAGAUACAGCUACGACAAACAGGCACGACAGUCUACCUUCGAUCUUGGUGACUCAACUCUAGUACAAGUGGAUCAUGAUACAGUGGUUAUCUCCCUUAUGGUGGAUGGUAGGGUGGUGCAGACGAUCAACGAGAAGCAGCUGUUCGUGGUCGAGAGUGCUCGUGAACAUUAUGGGGACAUAUGUCCUUUUGCGAUCAAGCAAUCGCAAGAUCUAUACCUUGAUCCUGCAUGUACUCCACAAGAGCAUCCCGGAACUUGGGCAGAAGAAUACAGAGAACUCACAGACUACAAGCCUCAUGGCCCGUCGUCAGUGGCGCUGGACAUAACUUUCCACGGCAGAGUCCCAGCACUGUAUGGUCUGCCCGAGAAAGGGACUCGACGCUUGAAGUUGAAGAUAGAUGGGGAUGACGAUAACAAACUCUACCGAUUUUUCAACCUCGGCUAUGCAGCAUACUCGGUUGACUCGGGCACGUCAGCUCUCUACGGCACUGUUCCCACCCUGACUGCCUUACAAGUUCUUAAUGAAUCAGAGGCCCCUGUCCGGUCCUCUAUGUUGUGGGUCAACCCUUCGGACACCUACAUUGCCUUGGAGAGGAAUGAAGACAAUUCGAUUCAUUCCUGGUUCCUCUCUGAAUCGGGCGUAAUAGACGUCUUCUUGUUCCCUCAGCGGACAGCUAUAUCAGCUAUGAAAUCGUACCAUGACGUGGUCGGAUAUGCACCGUUGCCACCAUACUUCAGCCUGGGCUUCCAUCGUUCUCACUACAGCUAUGAGAGUCAGCGAGAUAUUCUCGAUAUCGUAGACAACUACACUGACCUUCACAUUCCAGUUGAUGUCUUUUGGCUCGACAUAGAGCACACGAACGGCAAGCAGUACUUCACAUGGAAUCAGACUCUGUUCCCUGACCCUUUGAAGAUGGUACAAAGAGUCAACUCCCUCGGGAAGGAAAUGGUUACCAUCGUGGAUCCGCAUUUGAAGGCGACUCGGAGGAAGUGUUUCCUUCGCAAAUUCCAAUUUCAGUUAAAGUGUGGUUCUUACACAGGCGAGGUUUUCAAGGGUCUUUGCUGGCCUGGCGUCAGCGCCUGGCCAGAUUUUACCAGCCCUAGAGUACGGCAGUGGUGGGCAAAGUUAUUCGAGCCAGAUGGCGUGAAUGAGUAUUUCUACACUUGGAAUGAUAUGAACGAACCGUCAGUGUUCCAGGAUAUGGAGAUGACGAUGAACCGUGAUCUCGUGCACGCGGGUGAAGUAGAACAUCGUGACGUUCACAACGCUUAUGGUCAUUACUUUCGUAUGGCGACUUUCGAGGGUCAUCUGAAGUAUCGUCGUCCAGGCAAACGUCCAUUUGUACUCACAAGGAGCUUCUAUGUGGGAAGUCACAGGUUCGGCCCUAUGUGGAACGGCGACAGCCUGUCACAGUGGGACAACUUACAGGCCGUUCUUCCAAUGUUCAUGACGCUUUCAGCACCUGGAGGAUACUCCUUUACGGGAUCUGAUGUGGGUGGUUUCACUGGCCUCCCCUCUGCCGAGCUUCUUACGAGAUGGAAUCAGCUAGCAGCUGCAACGAGUGUAUUCUACAGACUCCAUUCUGAUAUCGUAUCGCCUCCCCGAGAUCCAUGGCUCUACGAUGACCGCACUUUAAAGAGAUUCCGUGACGCCGUUCGGGAUAGAUAUCAGUUGCUACCUUUCUGGUACACUCUGUUCGCGUGCUACUCUAUGUCCGGCGAGCCUAUGUUAAGACCCCUGUGGUUCGACUAUAUGCAUGAUGCCAACACUUUCGACUCCAACAACGACGAAGGUGACACGUUGCAACAGGCGAUUCUUGGUACUGAUAUAUUGGUACGUGGAGUCACUGAGGAAGGUGUGUCGGAAGUGAAAGUCUAUCUCCCUGCUGGCACUCAGUGGUACGAUGAUGAUCACAAGGUAUCUGUAACUCCAGCAAACUCUGAGUCACUAUUGCUCAUUCAGAUCAUCAGCGGUGGGUCGUUGCAAACAGUGGCUGUCACUCUAGACAAGAUACCCAGAUUCUACCGUGCCGGAAGUAUCAUACCACGGAAAGCCCGUGUUCGGGAUUCAACUAAGGGCUCGGAAGUUGACCCACUCACUAUGUGGAUCAAUGAAGACCCCGAAUCACAUGGAGCAGAGGGCUAUGUAUACCUUGAUGAUGGAUCGAGCUACAACAGCACGUCAAGCGGCCAGUAUGCUCUGUACAAGAUACGAUUCAACCGCCCCAACAUCACCAUCUACAGGGAAUCUGGCACGGGGGAUUUCCCGCUUAUAAUCGAUAGGAUCAAACUUGUCAGUUCUCCACAAGGGCUCGUCAAUUCUACUAAAGUUGAUCCUGUUACGGUUGAAAUCAAUCCACCAAUGACAGUCAAGUACGAUGAGAUGUCGUUUCGGAUCGAGGGCAACAUUUUGGAAACUGAGGCCCGUCUCCCCUCGCAAGGUGCCAUAGAUAUACUUGUGGAAUGA